AUGAGCGGGCAGGCCUUUAUUGUCGUUGACCCAGUGUCCACGGGAGGCGUCGUGGCCGUCGAAGCCAUGCAGCGGGGCUACUCCGUGAUCAUCGCGUGGAGUGAGGAGUGCUCGGAGGACAUGCGGGCGCACGUGCCCGACGUCUGCAAGGGCAUCAAGUAUCACGCCGAAGUGGAGGAGAAGUCGACCAUCCCCCAAACAGCCGCGGCGGUCAAAGCGGCGGCCGGCGGGAUGCCGAUUGCGGCGUGCAUCGUCGGCGCCGAGACAGGAGUCACCUUGGCCGACAAGCUGAGUCUCGAGCUCGGAAGCGUCCAGCAGCGGGCCGUCAAGGCGACGGGCCUCCGCGCGGUGCGGGAGGCGCUCGGCACGACUUGGACCGAGGUGAAGGACUUUGUCGCGACCGAGUCUAUGCCGGUGGUGGUCAAGCCGGUCGAGAGCGCUGGCUCCGACGGCGUCAAGCUCUGCCACACGGUGGAGGAGGCCAAGGCCCACUUCACGCUCCUCAUGGAGUCGCAGCGCAAGCGGCCGACGAACGGCUCCGCCUUCGUCUACUACGGCAUGAUCCCUGUGGAGUCGAGCUCGGAGGUGGCGCAGGUGCUGAUCAAGUACACGCUCGGCGUGCUCAAGGCGCUCAAGCUCGACAACGGGCCGACGCACGGUGAGGUGAUGAUGACGGCGGAUGGGCCGUGCAUGGUCGAGAUGAACUGCCGUUCGCACGGGUGGGACGGCUCGUGGGUGCCGCUCGAGAAGCUGCUGACGGGAGGGUACUCGCAACCCGACGUCGCCGUCAGCUCGCACGUCGACGGGCCUGCGUUCGACAAGAUUCCGGCCGUCUACCCAAAGUUCAAGGCCGCGGGUCAGACGGCUCGAAUCUUCACCCCUCCUUGGUGGCGCGAAGGGUUGAAUGGCGUCUCUAAACGCCUGCACAUCAUGCUCGCUUCCUUCGUCGCGCUGCAGACGCCCAUCGGCGUCGGAUCAAAGGCGCGGCUCACCGUCGGCCUGUUCUGUACCGCCGUGGAGCUCACCGUCGACCUCUUCACCGCCGUCGGCGUGCUCAUCCUCGCCAACCCGGACGCGAAGCAGCUCGAGGCGGAUUUGGCGACGGUGCGGAAGAUGGAGAAGGAGGGCCUUUUCACGUUCGACGAGGAGAUCGACCCCGUGCAGGCCGAUGAUAUGGUCGAUAUGCUCCCCGGCCGCCGCCUCACCGAGUACAGCGACGCCAGCCGUCUCUCCGGUCGGAUCUCUGGGGCGGGCGCCUACAAGGCGUCCGCGGGGGGGCCGCCCACGAACGAGACGCUCUUCGCCGUCGCCGGCGCCGCGUUUGCCGCCGGCGCGCUCAUUGGCCUGCUCGCGGCCAAGGCAGUGAAGUGA
Molecule: messenger RNA, 1371 nt
Organism: Emiliania huxleyi CCMP1516
Lineage: Eukaryota; Haptophyta; Isochrysidales; Noelaerhabdaceae
Exons: 5
Coding region: 1-1371 (456 amino acids)
Molecular function (GO): ATP binding; metal ion binding
Source: RefSeq, a predicted model, not a curated record